AAUUUUGAAUUUUUACGCCUACCAACACUCUUGGCUUUCUCCAUUUCCCCUAAAAAUCAUCUUUCUACCAACAUUUCACCUUAGUAGAGCACUCUCCAAAUUAUGAAAAAUCACAAAUUACGCUGCAUUGUGGAAAACUGUUACGAAAGUGGAUAUCAGGAUAGCAGAUCCAUGUUCAAGUUUCCCGCUAAUCCCGCCAUCAGACUCAAGUGGAUAGAAAACGUUGGCAUUUCAAAAAAUACAAAUUUAUACAAUCGGCGGCUCUGCCGACGUCACUUUGAACCCAACUCUUUUGGUAAAACCAAGUUGUUCUCGUGGGCAGUUCCCACGCUCUUCUUGGGUGAAAAAGAGGGGCUGCACUACGGCGUCCCUAAAAAGAAACCCUUCAUAAGGAAAUGCAGUAUUGUGAAUUGCCCCACCCGAUCACCUCCUGAUAGACUUCACUUGUUUCCCUCGGAACCGCAAAUGCACAAAAAGUGGCUGGGCUUGUGUAACCUCAAGGCAGACAGUAAAUGGCUUUUUAUUUGUGGUAGACAUUUCCGACGCAGCGUGCUGCCCAGGGUGAAUAGUAAAGUCCCUAAAGAUGCGAUACCGGAGCUCUAUUUGGGAUGGGAGGUUCAAGACCCUCUGGAAAGCUCUCUCAUAACCCCCAAGAGCGAAAAACUUCGGCGAAAAAAGUACUCCCGAAGCGAGGCAGAAGACGAAGGCAUCGACGAAGAAAACUCAAAGGAGGCUUGUGAUAACACAACCCAUAAAUCGUGUUCCAAUUGUGUAACUCUAAAGGAUCAAUUGGCCGCUGCUCUUUCUAAAAUUCAGAAACUUGAACAAAUGCAAGAAGUAUCUGAUACAGACGAGGAGGAGUACAUUUUUAUGUUAAUGAAAUGAGGCAAACUCAAUAAGCUUAGAAUACCUUUAUUCUAGUGCAUAAUCAGUUCCAGCUGGACGAGACGCCGAUUUGUGUCGUAUGGAAGUCGGUACGGCAUUGACGCGGCCAUGUUGGAUAUAGCUUUUGCCCUUUGCCUUAGUUGCUGCAUUUGGGACUGAUCGUGCGACGUGGCCACCAACUGCUUGUACUGGCUCUCGGUGAUUUCCAUGGCAGCCACCAUCACGUCGGGAAGAAUCUUAAUCACUUCGCCGUUGAGUCGUUUCACAUUGGCCAUGCACACUGAUACCUCAUCAGUGGUGUUUGGCAGCAACUGGGUGCGCUGCAACUGCUCCAGUGCCGCUGUGUAUUUCUCCUCGUCGUAAAGAUUGAAGAAGACAAGCAAAUCCAGCAGCAGCAAAAAGCUAGCCUUCAUUUUGGCGUCCACUUCAAUUUUUCCGCUGGCCAGGAGCUUGCUGAAUCUGUGCGCCUCCUGACCAAGGCGCACCCGCUGCGACCCGUCAAAGGCAGGCAGCUGCACCACUUGGGCCAGGAGUAUGGACAUGUGUUUUAUGGCCAACGUAUACUUUCCUCCCAAUUCGUAAAGACGUACAGCCAUCUCAAAGUUUCCACGCGAAGCCAGCUCCUCUGCCACCAGGACGGCCACUGUGCAGGUGUUGAACUCCGGGCAAUCGAACUGUCGGAAGAUCCCACUGGCAAUGGAUAGAAAUACUGUUAGAGAUGCUCGUGUUUAUUCGAAAGUAGAGGAAAUAAACGUCAAAGCGAAUAUAUU
This is a messenger RNA of Drosophila ananassae, 1655 nucleotides long. RefSeq lists its product as uncharacterized. Gene Ontology annotation, molecular function: sequence-specific DNA binding. The transcript has 2 exons. Bases 103 to 885 code for a protein of 260 amino acids. The record is from RefSeq and is a predicted model, not a curated record. NCBI's taxonomy places the organism in Eukaryota, Metazoa, Arthropoda, Insecta, Diptera, Drosophilidae.